ACUUGUGUCACAGGAUCUGGUAAGGUUGUUAGCAGGCGACUUCUGCUGCAGACAUUUAGACAUGUGCUUUGCUUAAAAUACCGAAAACGAGCGACCUAUGAAAAUAUCGUGAUGUGUUGAGAGCCACAGAGGUCGCACUUGGAAAUUUGCAAUGACCGUCAAGUGCAAAAUGGUGACUCCCUUCUCACCUAAACCUCACUUCACAUGACUAGGGUGUGAAUAUGGGCUUCCUAGUGCUGAUAGUAAGAAUCAUGGGAAGGAUCAGCACAUUCAGAUCCUAUCAGUUUGUACUUCUACUGGCUGCAACGCUUGCUGUAAUUGCUUUUUACUACUUUGGGUCUGAGAGGCACAGCUUCUCCAGCACCACAAAGAGGAUAAGACAGACCCAGGCCAACACCAACAGAAAUGAUGCUGACCUAACGGUGGACACCAGGAUUUCACACCUUCCUGCAUCAGAACAGCAAAGAUCGGAAGAGCUAGAUGUAGGAGAGGAAAGUGACAUUUUUAGGUCCAGAAAAGGGAGCUCUGAAACUGGCGGCCAGCUCUACCAUGCUCUCAUGAUGUUCACUAAGGUGGACAGGAGCAGAAGCCUGCAAGAUAAAUUCAGGGUGGCCAUGUUGUCCAUGGUGAAGCUUGCACAUUUCCUGGAAGGAGAAGUAUUGGUGCUUCAUUUUGUCAGUGAUCAGGCUAGCCAAGAGCUGGGCCAGAGGAUGCUGGAGGAGUUUCUGCAGGAUGCACCAUUUAAAUAUGAGAUCAUCUUCCAUGAUGUGGUGGAACUCACACAGAAGCUCUUCCCCAUUGUGGAGGCCAUGCAGAAGCAUUUCAGUGCAGGAUCUGGAGCGUACUACAGCGAAUCCAUCUUCUUCCUGUCUGUAGCCAUGCAUCACAUCAUGCCUGAGAGUCUGACACGAAUAGUGCAAUUCGACCUCGACCUAAAAUACAAGACCAACAUCAGGGACCUUUUCCAGGAAUUUGACAAAUUUCCUCCAGGAGCAGUCAUAGGAAUCACCAGAGAGAUGCAGCCAGUCUACAGACACACCUUCUGGCUGUAUCGUAAGGAGAACCCCAAGACCCGGGUAGGAGAACCUCCUCCCGAGGGCCUUCCAGGCUUCAACAGCGGUGUGAUGCUGUUGGACCUGAGCGCCAUGAGGGCUUCGACUCUCUACAACCAGCUACUGAAACCCAGCAACGUGGCCAAAUUAGCAGAACAGUAUCGCUUCAAGGGCCACCUGGGGGACCAGGACUUCUUCACAAUGAUCGGCAUGGAGCAUCCUGAACUCUUUUAUUCUCUGGCCUGCGGCUGGAACCGACAGUUGUGCACCUGGUGGAGGGACCACGGCUACGGAGAUGUGUUCCAGUUAUAUUAUGGUUGUGAUGGGCCCGUUUACAUCUAUCAUGGGAACUGUAAUUCCCCUAUUCCAGAUGAUUGAACUGAAAAAGACAUUUAUUGCAUAGCAGAGGGAAAUAUUUUUCCUGCUAAUGUGGGAUGUAGGACUUGUUUUCCAGAGACAAUGGCUUUCCUUACCAGUCAUGGAGCCUGCCUCUCUGCUGGCCAAGAGGAUAUGAAAGGCUGCCAACCAAAUGACUGAUUUUUACUGCUUUAUUUUAUGUUCAGCCUAACGUCUAAAGCUUCUGUCUUUGACAACAGCAGUGCAGAGGAAGCAUGCUUUUGCAUUGAUGGGAUUGACUCAUGCAGCGCCUAAUGCUAUGAUAAUACAUUACAUUCCCAUUUCAGUGAAAUUAAACCUGGUGGUCAGUGGUGUUGGAGAGUACUGUGGAACCAUAUUUGCCAUUAUAAUCUCUAAAGUCCUGUUGGUUAUUGUAGCUUCUGUUGUUUUGGGUUUUUUUCCAUUAAAUGCUGCGAUAAAACAUUUAUAAUUUUUUCUUUUGGUCAAGAGCGUUUUUAAAGCACAAAAACAUUAUGGAUUUUACCCCAAAUGGCGACUGAGCAUGCAGGACAGCACUGAUGAAGCCAAAGCAUCAAAAUGUUACAACAAUUUGAAACAAAGCAAGCAUCAAUAAGCUGAUGUUCUUCAUGAACCUGUUUCUGUCUCCAUUCUCAAUGGCUGUAUUUAUUUCCACUGUGGCUUUGCAGAAAGAAGGUCGUCCAAAUUUCUGCCACAGUGCAAAAACACGCAUAUUAGGUUAAUUAGCCUUUAGCUUUAACAUUGUUCAUGUAUAGCUGUCUGUCCUCUGUUUCUCAUUAUUAUCCUCUGGUGGACACUGACCCUGAAGGCAGACACCAGUUCCCCCUGUGAUCCUGUGAGGAUAAAUAUAGCCUGAAAUAUAGAUGGAUGGAAAUUUUACAUGAAUUCAGCUGACUAGAUGAUAAAUUAAAACCCCCUAGCCUUCAUGAGGACACUGGUGUCUUCAAGGAAGUAUGGACUUACAUGUUUAAAUGUUUAAAGGCUUAAAAUUGUUCACUUUGUGUAUUUAAUCCAGGAUAUUUCAUCCCCAUAUUGACAAACCUAAGAUUUACCCAUUUAGUUUAGUUAUUUAUAUAUUUUUUUCAUUGUGUUUCACUAUUUGUUGGAACCUCCAGAAGUUAAGACCUGGCUUUGAUUUUAGCAGGUAUAGUGUUAAUAUUUUGUACUCAAAUGGCCAAAAUGUUAUAAAAACUGCAAUACCACAAAGUUAAGUCUGAAAAGAGUCACUUUGCAAAGAAAAAAGUGUUGGAAGAGUGAUCAAUGUGGAGCCAAACCAGAAGAAAGAAGAGCUUUCAGCAGAUACUGGGCUCUGGGCUGCUGGAGGACAACAAGUAGUCGAAAUGCUGUAGUGGUUAUGUUUUAUUUAACUAAUUUAAGAAAUAAAACCCAAAAACACAGAGCCUCAGUACUUAUUGAAAGGUCACGUUUAGAUUUGUUCUGAUUUUUUUGUUUUACAAUGUCACAGAUUAUAGGUGAGUCACUGUACUGCACGGAGCUGCUUACCGUAAUAUUUUCCCGAUUUAGUUUUUAAACACUGGUGAUCUUUAAAUGACAGCAAAUGUUUUGUCCUCAUUCAAAUGAACAGAUUCACGGCUGUAACCAUGAAUAUCGCCUGACAAAUGAUACAUUACCGAUCUGUCUUUUUACCAAUUGUGUAAUUUAAAUGAAUGUUGUGUUUAAAGCCAUAUGAAUUAUCAAUAACUUAACAUUUAUUGAUUUUGGAGCGUUUACAUUAAUAAAUAUACAUUUUCUAUUCAGAUUA
Messenger RNA from Xiphophorus hellerii (green swordtail), 3189 nucleotides. It is a transcript of the gene xxylt1, whose product is annotated as xyloside xylosyltransferase 1. The coding region runs from base 222 to 1430 and encodes 402 amino acids. Gene Ontology annotation, cellular component: endoplasmic reticulum membrane. The record is from RefSeq and is a predicted model, not a curated record. Gene Ontology annotation, biological process: protein O-linked glycosylation via N-acetylgalactosamine. The transcript is spliced from 5 exons. Lineage: Eukaryota; Metazoa; Chordata; Actinopteri; Cyprinodontiformes; Poeciliidae. Gene Ontology annotation, molecular function: xylosyl alpha-1,3-xylosyltransferase activity.